Talaromyces stipitatus ATCC 10500 is the source of this 2133-nucleotide messenger RNA. RefSeq names its product 20S cyclosome subunit (APC8), putative. Lineage: Eukaryota; Fungi; Ascomycota; Eurotiomycetes; Eurotiales; Trichocomaceae. The transcript has 4 exons. Bases 1 to 2082 code for a protein of 693 amino acids. Gene Ontology annotation, cellular component: anaphase-promoting complex. The record is from RefSeq and is a predicted model, not a curated record. Gene Ontology annotation, biological process: cell division. Gene Ontology annotation, molecular function: protein binding.
AUGGCAAUGACCUUUACGGAAGAUAGCAUCAAGGAGCUUAGAUUACGGCUGGAAGAUGCGGUAAUCAAAUGCUCAGAGCGCUGUCUCUAUCAGUCCGCAAAAUGGGCUGCAGAGAUGCUCAACUCUCUCGUCUCCACCGAUGGGAACGAUACUGAUGCUGAAUCACCAGUGGAAACGGAGCCACAACCGCAUGUAAAUCCAUUUACUUCUCAAUCAGAUCCCACCGAGGCUGCUCUGGAGUUACAAGAAGCACACAAAUACCUGUUAGCAAAGUCCUACUUCGACACCCGAGAAUAUGAUCGAUGCGCCGCUGUCUUUCUCCCUCCUACGAUACCACCCGUUUCUCUCUCUAACGUGUCUCCGAACGUCAAGAGCAGGACGUCAUUGACCCCUCAGAAAGGCAAAAGAAAGUCCUUCAUACGACCGGGAUCAAAAGCUGGUCAGGCGCUACCCCGAAAUCCGUAUCCGAAGCUCAGUCAGAAAUCUCUUUUCUUAGCAUUAUAUGCCAAAUAUCUAGCCGGAGAGAAGCGACGGGAUGAGGAGACAGAAAUGGUAUUGGGGCCUGCAGAUGGUGGUAUGACUGUCAAUCGAGAGCUGCCAGAUCUUGCUCGAGGGUUAGAGGGUUGGUUCGCAGAGCGGGAAGAACGUGGACUGCAAGAUCGUGGCCAGGGGUGGUUAGAGUACUUGUAUGCGGUCAUUCUCUUGAAGGGCAAGAAUGAGGAAGAAGCGAAAAAAUGGUUGGUACGGAGUGUGCACCUGUUUCCGUUUCAUUGGGGUGCUUGGCAGGAACUGAAUGAACUGUUACCAAGUGUUGACGAUUUAAAACAAGUCGCAGAGACCCUUCCACAAAACAUCAUGUCCUUUAUUUUCCAGGUUCAUUGCAGUCAGGAACUGUAUCAGGCCACUGAUGAAACACAUCAAACUCUCAACGGCCUUGAAUCUAUUUUCCCGACUAGCUCAUUCUUGAAGACCGAGAGAGCUCUUCUAUACUAUCACUCCAGGGAUUUCGAAGAGGCUUCAGCAAUAUUUGCAGAUAUACUUAUUGAAUUCCCCCAUCGCUUAGAUAGCCUCGACCAUUACUCCAACAUUUUGUAUGUCAUGGGAGCAAGACCUCAACUCGCAUUCGUUGCACAACUAGCCACAGCAACGGACAAAUUUCGACCAGAAACCUGCUGCGUGGUAGGAAACUACUACUCCCUAAAAUCUGAGCAUGAAAAGGCAGUCAUGUACUUCCGACGAGCUCUUACACUCGACCGCAACUUUUUAUCGGCAUGGACCCUCAUGGGCCAUGAAUAUAUCGAAAUGAAAAACACACACGCAGCGAUCGAAUCUUACCGUCGUGCCGUCGACGUCAAUCGUAAGGAUUACCGAGCAUGGUACGGUCUAGGUCAAGCAUACGAAGUCCUCGAUAUGUCGUUCUAUGCCUUGUAUUACUAUCAACGCACCGCUGCAUUGAAGCCCUACGAUCCCAAGAUGUGGCUAGCAGUAGGGACCUGUUAUGCCAAAAUGGGCCGUUUGCAGCACAGCAUCAAAGCUAUGAAACGUGCUCUGGUUGCAGGUGCAUACUAUGAGCAAAGCCUCGAUGCUGAUCCGACGCAUCCUUCGGCAGGACGUAAGGUCCUCGACCCGGACACACUCCAUCAAAUAGCGUUGCUGUAUGAACGAUUGGGUGAUGAGGAUGAAGCCGCGGCGUAUAUGGAACUUACUCUACAACAAGAAAGUGGAGAAAUCGAACGAAAUGAAAUGGACUCUGACGACGAUGAUGACGCCCUCGGUGACGAUGGGAACUCGGAUGACGAGACGACUGGACUACGGUCUCGACGACAACGACGCCGCCAACAGAAAAGUAGAGAUGAUGAUAAUGAGGUCGAAGCUGUGGGUGGUACAGGCGUUACGGCGACGACAUCCAAAGCGCGAUUGUGGCUUGCUCGAUGGGCACUCAAGCAUGGAGAUCUAAACAGAGCGGAUCAGUUGGCCAGUGAGCUGUGUCAGGACGGGAUAGAAGUUGAAGAAGCGAAGGCUUUGAUGAGAGAUGUUAGGGCGAGAAGGGAGGGUGGGGAUGAAAAACAACUCCAUAUAUAGAUAGGAAUUUGGUAUCUUAAUGCUUUAUGAUAUAUGAUCUUGUUCUUGUCG